Molecule: messenger RNA, 225 nt
Organism: Ascochyta rabiei
Lineage: Eukaryota; Fungi; Ascomycota; Dothideomycetes; Pleosporales; Didymellaceae
Exons: 1
Coding region: 1-225 (74 amino acids)
Source: RefSeq, a predicted model, not a curated record
AUGCAUACAGCGCUCGAGAAGCCAUUGAAUCAAUCAAAACACUGCUUCCCACUUGGCCAGAUGUGGAACCACUAUGCUUUCCAUGCAUCUUCCAGAAGCACCUGCGAACACCAGUUGCAGGAGCCUCGCGCUAAACCCCACAUUCACCCGCACCCGCACCCUCAGGGCCCGUACUCCAGUGCCGGUGCUUGGAGAACACUGACCGCCCUCAUGAGUCGAUGUUGA